AUGACUCCACUCUUAUAUUUUGCGCCUCUAAGAGCAGCUCGGGGCUCCACUGCAGCAACAAGAGGGCAGAAUGACAGCUCUGUGGCCGAAUUCAUCCUCCUGGGCUUUUCUGCCUUCCCUGAACUCCAAGGGCAGAUGUUUGGGGCUUUCCUGGUAAUUUAUCUGGUGACCCUGAUGGGAAAUGCCACCAUUGUUGCUGUCAUCCUCCUGGACCAGAGCUUGCACAUCCCCAUGUAUCUGUUUCUGCAAAAUUUAUCUGUGGUAGAAAUGAGUUUCAGUGCAGCCAUUACACCUGAAAUGCUGGUAGUCCUUACCAGCGAGAAAGCAACCAUUUCCUUUGGGGGCUGUUUUGCACAAAUGUAUUUCAUUCUUCUCUUUGGUGGAACUGAGUGUUUUCUCCUGGGGGCAAUGGCUUAUGACCGAUUUGCUGCAAUCUGCCAUCCUCUGUCUUACCCUAUGAUUAUGAACAAAAGGGUCUUUGUGAAAUUAGUUAUAUUCUCAUGGGUAUCUGGGAUCAUGGUGGCUACUGUGCAGACCACAUGGGUGUUUAGCUUCCCCUACUGUGACCACAAGGAGAUUAACCAUCUCUUCUGUGAGACUCCUCCUGUGCUGGAGCUUGCCUGUGCAGACACCUUCCUGUUUGAAGUCUACGCCUUCACAGGCACCAUUUUGAUUGUCAUGGUCCCCUUUCUGUUGAUACUCUUGUCUUAUACUCGAAUUCUCUUCUCCAUCCUGAGGAUGCCAUCCACUACAGGGAGGCAGAAGGCCUUUUCUACGUGUGCCUCUCAUCUCACCUCUGUCACCCUCUUCUAUGGCACAGCCAGUAUAACGUAUCUACAGCCCAAAUCCAGGUACUCACCAGACACCAAGAAACUGAUGUCACUGGCAUACACACUUCUCACACCUCUGCUGAAUCCACUUAUCUACAGCCUGAGAAACAAGGAGAUGAAAAGGGCUGUGUUGAAAUUAUGGCAAAGAAAAGUGGCUUUACACAGAGGUUGA
This is a messenger RNA of Mus musculus (house mouse), 1002 nucleotides long. It is a transcript of the gene Or10a3, whose product is annotated as olfactory receptor family 10 subfamily A member 3. Bases 1 to 1002 code for a protein of 333 amino acids. NCBI's taxonomy places the organism in Eukaryota, Metazoa, Chordata, Mammalia, Rodentia, Muridae. The record is from RefSeq and is marked provisional. Gene Ontology annotation, cellular component: plasma membrane; membrane. The transcript has a single exon. Gene Ontology annotation, biological process: G protein-coupled receptor signaling pathway; signal transduction. Gene Ontology annotation, molecular function: olfactory receptor activity; G protein-coupled receptor activity.